CAAGGCAAUGAACUUGGAUUUGUAACUAAAGAGUACCACAAACUUUUUUGAGUAUACCGAAGCCACAGAGAGAAAAUAAUAAUAUUUUGACACGUGUGUUUCAUGAUAUCUAUUCCUAUUCCCGUCACAACUCGUUUAGAUGCUAUUGAAAUACAUAUUGGAAUUCUGUGUUUUCCAAUUACUAAUGGAACUUUGAGAGUUAAGAACUGCAAAUAUCUGUUUUGUUUGGAAUAAUGACGAACAUCCACAAGCUAUGGGAGUACCGGGAGUUGGUAAACGUGAACGGAAUGAUGCUCACCGCCGAACUUAUCUCACGACUGCAGAACUCGCUCACGCAGCUGCAGGUGGAAAACCACUUUUCUAGCAUGCAGUACUGGGGUCAAAUCUACGCCAUCGAUUCUGACUAUCACAUCGCAGUGGGUAUUUACAACGAUGCCGUUCACGACAGGAAGUAUUUCUACACACAUGAUUUCAUGUUCUGGGGACUGCUGCCCAAAGCCAAAAAGAAAUAUAAGCAACUUUCCCUGAUUACCACUUACCCCUUCCGCGGCGACCCGUCGUUGAAAAUAAAGGUACUGGACGAGGAACUAGAGGAUGGGAACCCGGAUAAAUGCAAAGAGAUGAAGGAAGAAAAUCGUUUGGCAGCAACAAUUGGUAACAUUAGCGAAGAAGCUGAGAUAUGCGCCCGAGGCCAGCUAAUCAAACAACCGGACGGUACCAUUGUUAUAAAUCCAAAUUAUUACGGUUUGGACUCCUUGGAGGCGAAACAACAAAAGAAUUACUACCAUAUUCGCAUUGCGCAACAUCGCUGGAAUACAAAUCUUCUCACACGUCAGGAUUAUAGCUACAGCAUGGACUUCCUAGACUCCAUUGAUCAGGACAUCCCAAGUGGUUGCUGGAAUCUAAGCAUGGAACAAAACGGAGCUAUAGCUUAUUUGAAAAGCUUGUAUUGGCCAGGCAUGUCUUACUUUCACAAAGUACGAUCUCCUGAUGCAGGGUUCCUCUAUGUAGGAAACGGACGCAAGAAUUUAGAUGUACCAUUUCUUCUAUAAUUUACUUAAUUAUGGAUUUUUUAAUCUAUUUCUAUUCAAUAAAUAGUUGUUUUCAUUAAUUCAUACCUAGGAGUUUACAACUUCGUAAUGUCUUAUACACUUGAAGACGUCAGAGUGAAAGUAAUUGAACAACAUUCUUAAACAGCAAUAUUAACCUGACACUCGAAUACAACAGUAGGUACACACA
This is a messenger RNA of Hyposmocoma kahamanoa, 1239 nucleotides long. RefSeq names its product radial spoke head protein 9 homolog (gene Rsph9). The transcript has 2 exons. Gene Ontology annotation, biological process: cilium movement involved in cell motility; axoneme assembly; motile cilium assembly. Lineage: Eukaryota; Metazoa; Arthropoda; Insecta; Lepidoptera; Cosmopterigidae. The coding region runs from base 234 to 1052 and encodes 272 amino acids. Gene Ontology annotation, cellular component: axoneme. The record is from RefSeq and is a predicted model, not a curated record.